GAAACGACGAGCAUCAACUGAGUUAGAGGAUGAUGGUGUUGGCCCAUUGGAAACCCAUUAUGAAGACUAUAAAGAUCCUAAUUCAAAUGUAUUUGUUUUUCGCGCUCCUCCUAUCUCAUCAAGACUCAAGCGUUUAAUGAGAUUGGAUUUCAAUUUUCCAAUUGAAAAUCCGUUUGAGUUUAUAGCAAUUGCAACUGCAGAUCCAGAAAGUCUAAAGCCAACUAGGCCAUCAAAUAGGCUUCCUGCUUUUCCUGUUAUUUUUCCAAAAACGGGCGGUUUGAUGACAGAUUUUUUGUCUUGGUUUCCUAUGGCAUCAGGUAUGGGCGAAUUAUUGGAAUUGAAAUAUGAUGGAAAAGUGAGAUCUAAGUUAUCAGCUAGAUUCGGUAUUGCAACAAUUUUAACACACUAUAAUCAAGAUAUACCUAAAUACGAUCCGAAUCAAUCACUUUUUAUAAAUUACUGUGAUGUUAAAGACUUAUAUGGGGAUCAUGUUGAAUUCUCUGAAGAACGUUGGGAUCAUUCAAAAGUUCAAGAACGUUUUAUGCUGGCAGGUGAUUUGUAUAUCAAACAACAUUGUUCAACGCCUGAUUACACAUUGCACACUGAUAUAUCUUUGGCAUUUGCUCGUUUUAUAUUCAUGUGCACUGGAAGAAGACCCAAUGAAGAAUGUUGUCAACUUAUUACUACCUUAUGCCAAACUCGUGAUAAGUUCUCAUUCAUUACUGAUGAUAUGAAAUACUGGGAAGAUGUAAAUGCUCUGAGUGAAUCAGAUAAAAUGGCAAUAUUUACCGAAUUGGUUAAUAACAAGUCACAAUUGAGUCUUGUUUUUCAAAUUUUAUUGGAUCGUCUUAAUACAUAUGGAUGGUUUACACUGCAUACAGUGUUGGAUGCGAUUAAAAAAUUUCCAGCUAUACCUUGGCUCGAUAUCUCUCAACGAUGGUUUAGCGGUCAAUUAGAAAAGUUCCAAGAAGCAUGCAUAGCAUUCCAAAAAUCAAAAUUUGCUGUCCUUGAUAAACAACUCGUGAUUAAACAUGGUUUUCUCCGAUAUAAAGAAUUAGUCGGAUUCUGUUCACAUUUGUUGACUAAGGCAGGUGUUAAGAGAAAGAUUUUCUUUCGUACGAAAUUAACUGAGGAGCAGCACAUUUAUAUUGAGAGUAUAUUGACUCAUGGAAUUAAUGAACCCAUUCCGAUGGAUGAAAGUUUAUUACGCGCUAUCAACGGAAUUCCUGGUAUUGAAAUGUCUGAUGGUGAAAUUUCAGAAUUCUUAGCUCGUAUUAAAAAAGAAGUUGAGGAAUAUGAUGAAUUUUUGAAAGAAUUCAAUAGAAAAUCGUUAUUCGAACAGAACGAUAUAGCAGUGCAGGAUUCAUUGAACUAAUUCACUCAUUUGAACAACCUGUGUCUCACUAAUCAACAUUAUAAACAGUAAAAAUAUUGAUUCAUUA
Messenger RNA from Dermatophagoides pteronyssinus (European house dust mite), 1442 nucleotides. RefSeq lists its product as uncharacterized. Lineage: Eukaryota; Metazoa; Arthropoda; Arachnida; Sarcoptiformes; Pyroglyphidae. The record is from RefSeq and is a predicted model, not a curated record.